AUGCAAAACAAGGUCUAUUAUUCGAAUGGUGGAGUGUCUUCUGGGUAUUGUUCUCCGCAAAGAGCAGUGGAGCAGGUUCAGAGGACGCAGUCCUUUACACCCAGCAUCAAGCAGCACAGGCUGCCCAGCGACAAUCGAUCCCGCUCAGGCCAGCAACAGCCUCAGCAACCUCGCUACAUGAACGGCACAUCAAGGCCGCCAGGCGCACCGGGCCCAACUCCCAUGCCAAACGGUGUGAUCCCGAACGGUCUCCCAGCAGGCCCAGGAUCAGUCAUGCCCAACGGCACUCAACCGCACGUCAGUUUUGCGGGCAUGCCACAGGUGAAUGGCAUCCCCGGCCCUUCAGGCAUGGCGGGUGGACCGCCACCACAACCUCCCAACAUGCACCAGCCGCACUUGAUGCAGGGCCAGCGCCCGGGCGCCCCCCCGCAGCGCGCGCCAAACGGCGUCGCGCCCUUCGCCUCCCCCACAAUGUCUCACUCCCCUCAAAAUCUGGGCGCUGCAGGCCAGCAGCAGCAGCCCGCGAACCCGCCGCCGAUGGCGCAGCUGGGCGUCCCUGGCGUCCCGCAAGUUCAGAUGGCCCGCGGUGGCAUGCUGCCCCCGAACGGUCCCCAGGGCCCGAUGCUCCCCGCCCAGCAGACGCCGCAGAUGAGCUUCCAGGGUCUUGCGCGGUCACCGAGCCAGCCGGGCUCGCCUGCUCCGAAUACGAUCGCGCGGAGCCCGUCCAUGAACGCUGCCCGCCAGGCAUCGGGCAUGGCGGCGCAGGCCCUGGCGAAUGAAGUGAACCAGGAGCUGAACCGGAUCCCCGCUGCGGUUUUGAAUCAGAUCAAGGAGGAGGUGGGACUGGCUGACAAGGAUUACCCGUCGCUGACAACGGAGGAUAAGCAACGCAUGAUAGCUGCGGCUAGGCAACGAGCGAUGAGGCAAGGGCAACCAGGACGUCCUCCCCCAUCGGGGCCAACGAACGCGACUGCGGGCCCCUCGACACCGUCGAUGCAGCCACCAAUGCAGCACCCGAUGCAACAGCGUAAUGCCCAGCCUUUGCAAUCGACGCCUCAACAACAGCAGCAGCCGCAACGUGGUAACAAGCGAAGUAGCACUUCUCCUGGCCAAGAGCCUGAACAACUACCCCGAAGCGACGCUUCGCCUCCUGACCGCAAGCGCGUCCGUCGAUCGCCUGCGAACGGCGAUCAGCCACAACCGCAGCCACCCCCGAUGGCACCCAUGGUACCAUUCCCGCACCCAUCGCAGCAAGGAGGGCCGGUAGGCCCACACCAGAUGAUUCCCGGAAUGGUGGGUCGGCCAAUGGGUGGCUUCCCGGGCCAGCCAGGGAUGCCGAACACGUUGACGAUGCCAUUGGGCGCGACCAUGAGCCCCGGGAUGAUGAACCAUCCGAUGACGCCACAGCAGGUGCAGCACGUGCAGCAGCUGCAGUACAGGCAGUCGAUGCAAAACCUGCACAAGACCGGCAUGCAACAUUCGGGGAUGGGCAACAUGGUGCCGGGUGGCAACGCUGCCUCGCCGUCCGCGGGAGAGGGAGGGUUCAUUUCGGACGGGCCGCAGUCGCGGCCAGGGACUGCACAGUUCUCUGGUGCGCCUGGUGCACCCGGUGCGAACAGCAGGAUGGGCCCGAAGCCCUUGGGUAUGAUGCCACCGCCCUCACCAAGCCAGAACCCUAAACCCGGCCAGAAAGACGCCAGCGGCGCCAAUGAGACGUCGGCACCAAACGGGCGCCUCGACUCGUCACCACAGACGGGUGCACCAGGACCAGGGCAGGGAUCUGCGCCGGGUUCUGUGCCAAGCACCCAUACGGGCCCGCCCACCCCGAACUCGUCUGGCAAUAUGACCGCCCCAUCUCCCUCGGCGAUGAACACGUCGACGCCGUCGAUGAACGCGAACCACGCGCCGGCCCCCUCUACUACGGACUCGAUCCUGGGGGGCCUGUUUCCGCCGGACUUCAUGCCCCAUAACGGCCUGGACGAUUUCGAUCCGUCGAUCUUCCGACCUGACGGUGAACUCAACUUUGACCGGGACUUUGGAGACUGGUUCAAUUCAGAUAGCAUCGGAGGGUUGGAUCCCAUGAAGUAG
This is a messenger RNA of Sparassis crispa, 2088 nucleotides long. RefSeq lists its product with no specific name. The record is from RefSeq and is a predicted model, not a curated record. Lineage: Eukaryota; Fungi; Basidiomycota; Agaricomycetes; Polyporales; Sparassidaceae. The transcript has 6 exons. Bases 1 to 2088 code for a protein of 695 amino acids.